ACCUGGUUUGCUCGAGUUGUGUUUUCGAAUGGUGCGAGUUUGGUUUGCGUACAAAAAUUGGCUGGUUCGUUUUUCGGUUCCGGGAUAAAGUUUGAUCGUUUUUAAUCCGCUCAUCAUUCGCAAAAGUCAAGUUAAUUGUGUGGCAAAAGGAAAUAAUAAACCACUGAACGGUUCGAGCCUAGAAAAGUGCGAAUUCGCGUUCGAUUUCCUGCUCGAAAUGGAUGCGAAAAAAUUAUCGAUCUGACCCAAGGUGAAAGUUCAUUGCUGCUGCUUGCUAGCUGAUGGGAGGAAUGUACCACAAAGAGCUCUGCUUUGGAAUAAUCAGGAACAGAAAACGACAACCCCUUCCAGCAGCGAUUGAAGCUGACUCUGUUGAACGCAGCCGUAAUUUGUCGCUUGAGAUAAUUGCCUUGUGCAAUCUUUUCUAGGAGUAACAAAUUAAACCAGCGACAACCCACCACCCUCUGACAAAUCUCGCUCAACCAAAAAUGUCCCAUUGACCUCCUUUCAGUACUGCUACAUCUACAAAACUCUCCCAAUCAUGAAUCCCACAGUUGGCAACGAGCCUCCUUCGCCGCUAGCCAUCGGAAUCGACUUCGGCACCAGCUUCUCCAGUGUUGGCAUUUACCGGAAUGGCAAAUUUGAAAUUAUAGCCAACGGCAACGGAAGUCAUCGGAUCCCCUCGGUGGUGGCGUUCACCGAAAAGGGCCGGCUGGUGGGUGAAGAUGCUCUCGGGCAAGCCGAUUUGGACCCUCCGAAUGCGAUCGUGGAGGUGAAACGGAUUCUAGGAAGAGAUAAACGGGACAGUGGAUUGGAGGUUCAAUUCAAGGGGGAGAGUAAGAAGUACCAUCCGGAAGAGAUUUGCGGUGUUAUUUUAGGGAACUUGAAGGCGAUGGCUGAAAGGAAGCUGGGGUGUUCGGUGGGAUCGGCUGUGAUUGCUGUACCGGCCGGGUUUAGCGAUGGACAGAGACAGGCACUAUUGGAUUCGGCUGCCGUUGCUGGAAUCCAAGUGCUGAGGCUUAUCAACGAGCCGACCGCGGCUGCGAUGUCAUUUGGGAUCAACAAGAAAGUAAUAGGCGAACAGUACGUGCUGAUUUGUUCGUUCGGGGGAGGAUUCCUGGAUGUGUCGAUUGUGACGAUCUAUAAUGGCGUGUUCGAGGUGAAGGCAACUUCCGGUGAUACUCAGUUUGGUGGAACGGACAUUGACGAUCGUUUGGUGGCGCAUUAUUCGAAAGAGUUUUUCGAAAAGUAUGGAAAGGAUGUGGCCUCGAAUACGGUGGCUUCAAGGAAAUUGCGGAAAGCGUGUGAGCAAGCGAAACGAACACUGUCCUACACGAAUCAAGCGUCCAUAGACGUUGACGAUAUGAUGGAGGGUCAAUCGUUCGAAUCGGUCCUAACGCAGGAACUUUUUGAGGAAUUGAAUCGGGAUCUGUUCGAUCGGGUGAUAUUGCAUGUGGAAACGGCGCUUCGGCGAGCUCGGAAGGAUAGAUUUGCGAUACAUGAGAUUAUGCUGGUAGGGGAAUCUUCCCGGAUACCUCGGGUGCAAGUUAUGCUGAGUGAGUUUUUCGAUCGACGAUCGCUCAGCAGUUCGGUCAAUUCGGAUGAGGCUGUUGUGGUGGGAUCGGCCAUUGCCGCCGCGAUUCUCAGCGGGGAGAAGUCUGUCGAAAUUCAGGAUCUGCUGUGGUUGGAUGUGGUUCCACGAUCGAUUGGGCUGGUUUCAGAGAGUGAGGUCGAUGGGUCGCCUCGUAUACUAGUGAGUAGAAACUCGAGGGUUCCUUUGAAGGUGAAACAUCGGGUGAAAAGUUUCCGAGAAACGCAACUUCUGUAUGAAGGAGAAAGUGCCAUUGUUAGUGAUAAUGUAUUGUUGGGCCGACUGAAGAUCGAGGGUACCUUUGAGGAUAUCGAGGAUGUUGGACUGUUGUUCAGUGCUGAUACGAAUGGAAUUUUAUACGCCGUAGUUGAGGGAAAUAUUGAGUUGAAGGCGACCCUGGAUAAAGGAAGACUGGAACGAUACGAAAUCGAUCGAAUAGUUUAUGAACAUAAAAAAACUCUGCUGGAAGCGGAGAAACAUGAGCAGGAUACCAAGGAACAGGAAGUGAUGAAAGACGUAGUACCGGCUCAGCAAAUAAUUGAUCCAAGUGAUGAGCUAGCAGGCACUUGGGAACGAUUCGGCGAAUGGAUACACUGCAUUUGUAUAGUGACCUUCGAUUUGGAACUUGGUCAAGCGAUGGAAUUGAUUUAUCCGAAGCAUGUUAGUUUGACCGAGCAAGAAAAGAUGAAUAUUUGCUAUUUGGCGUUUCCAGACUCCAACUCAGGCUGUAUGGGAGAUUCUCAAUUCCAUAUACGAUUGCGAGUUUCACCUGGAUCAGAAUCUUCUUCAUUGAGUAAAGAGCACCAAGACUUCAACUGUCACUGCUUGCCUGUGCACAGAGCUGAUCCGGGACACUUUUGGGGAUUCGUAUAUUUCCGACAAAUCAAGGAUGCCACACUUAAACGAGGAUACUUCCAGAAAAGUCUCGUUUUGCUUACUCGUCUCCCAUUCGUGAAUCUUUUCUACGAGAUCUGUGCUCUUAUAGCACCAUCCUAUUUUUCUACUGGUGAACCAACUUUGGAAGCUGUCUGCGAUAACAUCUGCCACUGGCCAUCUCUACUAGCCGGAGAUAAUAUUUCACUGCAUCUACUGGGUAGCAUCUAUGAAGUUUCGAUUCCGAAGCAGAAUUACAAAUCCUUCACAACGGAGAAGCUCAAGUCUGAAAACAUUUCUUCCACCAGCCCUCAGACACAAAUAAUUGCAUCCAUCCACGAAAUAGAUAUAUUCAAAAGCCUUCAAUUUUUCCUGCCACACAUCCACCUGCUUUGGGAGCUCGUCCUUACCGGAGAACCGAUCGUAGUCACUGGAACAUCCCCAACGGAUUGUGCCCACAUGGUUCAAUCCCUUAUGAGUCUCAUCAACCCCCUAUCGUACUGUGCUGAAAGUCGACCCUACUUCACCAUUCACGAUAGUGAGUUCAAAGAAUUCACCCAAAACAAGAACGGCCAUCCGUCAAUUAUUCUGGGCGUCACGAAUCCAUUCUUUGCCAAGACGCUUCAACAUUGGCCACACACAAUCCGACUCCAGGAUAGCACCGAAACCGUACUGCAAAAGCAGAAACAAAUCGCCUCCACAGGCGGAAAUCCAGCCGGAGCCGAAGCAGCCGCAUCCCUCUCCAAACUCUCGAAGAUCAAACAAAUCACCAACAAGCUCCUGGACUCAUCGCCUGGGGUUUACACUCAGUACAAACCAUUCAUCUCGAAGGACAAAGCCUUUAUCAAAAAGAUCCUUUUGGGAAUCAAAACCGAACGUCCACCGUCAGUACAAUCCGCCUUGCUUCGGCGCCACCUUCUUGAACUUACGCAAAGCUUUAUGAUCCCGCUGGAGCGCUAUAUGGCUUCGCUGAUGCCGCUCCAGAAAGACAUCUCACCCUUCAAAUCAGCCCCGCUUCCGAAUCCCUUCAAGCAGGAAGACUUCCUGGCAACCCUUGAAGAAUGCGGACCUCAGCUCACGUCAACCUGCAAGGGUGAUUGGGAAAACCUUUAUAAAAGAUUCUUCGCCUCUCCCAACUUCAAGGGUUGGUACGAAACACGUUACUUCGAGCUGCAGCAAACCCUCCAAGCGCUUCACAUGCAAACCCUGUCCGAGUCCAACCUAUCCGAGUGGGUCAAGGGCAAACACGAGGUCGAAAUCGUCGACAUGAUCCUGCGGCUCAAGCAGAAGCUCACCCUCUGCAGCAGCUCCCAGAUGGCCGCCCUGCCUGUUCAGCUCAACACCAAGGACACCCGCGAACAGCUGCUGCGCCACCUGGAGAGCAUGAAACGAUGUCUUCCGGACGAUUUGAAGCAAAUUUUAAACAAUAUCUGAUAGGGAGGAAACAGUUUAUGUUUUUUUAAAUUCCGUUUUAAUUAGGAUUUUGUUUUAAAUUUUUUUAAAUUUGAUUGCUUGCUAUAGAGAAAAAUGGAAGGAAAUUAUACAUAUACGUAGGCUAAAUAUACAUACAUAUAUGGAAGUUUUAUGUUCAACAAGA
Molecule: messenger RNA, 4061 nt
Organism: Uranotaenia lowii
Lineage: Eukaryota; Metazoa; Arthropoda; Insecta; Diptera; Culicidae
Exons: 2
Coding region: 542-3898 (1118 amino acids)
Cellular component (GO): recycling endosome
Molecular function (GO): ATP-dependent protein folding chaperone; guanyl-nucleotide exchange factor activity; ATP binding
Source: RefSeq, a predicted model, not a curated record